UCCCACGCCCCUCUGCCCGCUCGGGGAUGGGGGAAAGAAAGGACGGGCCCGCGCUUGCGCGCUACCAUCUCGCGGCCCAGAGGAGGUGGCCACCAGCGGCGCAGAGCGGCCGAGGGGGUGGAGACAGCACGGCCCCGGGCCUGGCUUUGCUGUCAGCAGCAGCCAACAUGGCAGCGCGGAGGCCCCGCACCGCCCCAGAACACGAUAGUGAUGACGAUUCCUAUGAAGUGUUGGAUCUAACAGAAUACGCAAGGCGUCACCAUUGGUGGAAUCGUUUGUUCGGCCGGAAUUCAGGACCAAUUGUAGAAAAAUACUCUGUAGCUACGCAGAUCGUGAUGGGUGGAGUAACUGGCUGGUGUGCGGGAUUUUUGUUCCAGAAAGUCGGAAAGCUUGCAGCAACUGCAGUAGGUGGUGGCUUUCUUCUGCUUCAAAUCGCAAGUCAUAGUGGAUAUGUACAAGUUGACUGGAAGAGAGUUGAGAAAGAUGUAAAUAAGGCAAAAAAACAGUUAAAAAAGCGUGCAAAUAAGGCAGCACCUGAAAUCAAUACUCUAAUUGAAGAGUCAACAGAAUUUAUCAAACAGAACAUCGUGGUCUCCAGUGGAUUUGUUGGAGGCUUUCUCUUGGGCCUUGCAUCGUAAGGAUCUGAAUUAUCUCUUCUGAUGGCAUUCACGUCAAAGAACAGUUGCGGUGACACCCUGUCAGAAAGCAGUGUGGAUCACUGGGCCCUCCAGAGCAAGAUGAGAGGACUAGGUAGACAACUUGGAAGCUUUUCCAUUUUAGGCUUAUGCCUCUUGAAGCUUGGCAAAACUAGGAUUUGCUGAAAAACUGCAGCGUGCUCAUUAAAGCAUUUCUGGGCAAAACUGGUUCAUCGUCAUCAUGACUCUUUUUGUCUAUGACCUUUCAAGAUCAAGCAUUUUUAAAAUGUUAGUCUUGGAAAAUAGAUGUGUAACCAUACUGUAAGAAAGCAAGCUCCAUUUCUAUGUUUGCAAGUAAAUACUGUUUAUUUUCAAAGUAUUUUUCUUCAUGCCGUAGUAGAUAGUAUCAAUGACUGCAUAAUGUAUAUGAUAAUGUAGUUCCAGCCUCAUGGCUGGCUGUGUUCUUCAAAAGUCACUGCAAUAAUCUUUAAAUCUGUAAUACUCUUUUUGUGGAGUAUUAAAUAACAAAGAAUCAUGAGCUCAUUAAAGGUGAAAAUUAACUUUGACUCUGGCCAUUGUAUACAUAGAGAAUGUCUCAUUGCAUAGCCUUUGGGCAUCUGGUACAAAUAUUUGCAAGUUACCUGUGAUUCCUGUUUUAAGUGCACGUCUAUGUUGUUUUUCCCAGAUGUGUAGACAUGGAUGAACUCACAGAUAAAAUUGUGGUGCACAGGUAACUGUUGCAAGUGCAGACUCCAUAGUGAUCUGAUAAUUGUUUCACAUACAAGUAAACUGUGGAGGCCAUUUCAGACUUGAGUAAAUGGUGAAAUAAAGAGCUGAAGCUUCUGGUAUGCGCACUUUGCAAGGGUUAGUACUUCGCAGGGCUUGGUAACACAUCAUCACGAUGUGCCUUGAAUGAACCCAAGGCUUCUCUUGUAGUCCCUUUAAGCUGGAAAUGCAAUCUGAAAUAUUGCUCGCCUUCAUAUUCACCUCUAUUGCCACUGUGUUCUGCCCAAUGUAGACCUUUUUUAAAAUCUGACUUCCAGUGCCUAGAGUGUCAGCUAUGAAAAAGCGAGGGUACAGAUUGGGUUCAGUCAGCUUAUUGGAAGAGUGCCUAUUUCUUCUGAAGUCUGGCAAAGCAAAUGGGACUGCUGGAUGUGGUUGUUCUCCAUCUUUGACAGAUCAAAGCGGGAGGCAGACUCAAAAGGAGAUUUGAAGCACGGCUGUAGAAAGGCUGGAAAAUUAAUUCUGAAGCAGGGUUUUAAAGUGGUUUAGGUAAUUUGUUGCAAGAUUAUCUUCAAGAACUUGGGAAUCCAGACACGUACUUCGUACAUGUUUCUGCAUUUCAGGCUUGUGGACCUUUUACCCACGGCCCUGUUUUUUGUGCUUGAAUAUUCUACCAACAAGUUAAUGUGAAACUGAGCCUGCCCUGUGCAGGUUGUGCUGGGUUCUCAUUUCCACGGCUGAACCAUAGUGGUGAUGCAUUAGCAUCUGAUGGCUGAAUGUGAACUUCUGACAUGUAGGACGUGUGAUGAACGUCAAUCAGGUGGACUGUACAAGAAAGGCCUUUGACGUAAGCUGAGGGCAACUGUGCACUUCAGAGGCCCGUACUGUAGGUUAGUUUCAUAUGCCUGCAUCUAGCCAGGGUAAGUUUUAAAGCAUGUCAUGCAUGCCUGCCAUGCUUAAGGAUUUAGUUCAGCUAAAACCUCUUGAAGACUUUGGAUAUUAAAAGACAAAGAAAACAAACAAACCAACCCCACAACAACAACAAAGAAACACUGAGGAACACAAAUAGCCACAAAUAAUGUUAACGUCUGAAGGUUUUUAGUUUUUAGAAGGUGAAUUUCUACAGCUACGUAAAAAUUGUUGCAGUUCACUGGAAGGGAGAAGCCCAGAGGCCAGCUCAUCCGAAUAAUAGUACAGUGUGAAAGUUUCUUUUCCCUAGUAUUCAAUCCAAGCAAUGUAUUGUUUUUGGCUGAUGAAGUUAAUGGAUUUUGGCAUGCCAAGAGCUACCUGAAGCCACCUGGUGCACAUCACGCAGACUGGCUGGGAGGAGCUUGGAUGUUCUGAAGGGAUCUGAGAAUGACGUGACCACCCCUAUAAGAUAUACCCAUAGACGAGCAUUUAAAAAGCAUUCUAUUCUACUGAAGGGUUUCUAGGGAGUGUGUUGUAGAGUUCUUUCUAAAAAGGCUGCUGUGACCAAGGAAUGCGUUUCAUAGUUAAAAGUAGAAUUUAGAAUAACUUUCAUAGCAGUCUGUGAGCCCAAUUUCUUCAGAGGAAUGUUUUGCUAUCCUGUUGCUGUUAUCUGAGAUUCUCAGACAGUGAAUAAAGAACUACAUGAUUGAACUAAA
Messenger RNA from Coturnix japonica (Japanese quail), 2983 nucleotides. It is a transcript of the gene FUNDC1, whose product is annotated as FUN14 domain containing 1. Gene Ontology annotation, cellular component: mitochondrial outer membrane. The record is from RefSeq and is a predicted model, not a curated record. NCBI's taxonomy places the organism in Eukaryota, Metazoa, Chordata, Aves, Galliformes, Phasianidae. Gene Ontology annotation, biological process: autophagy of mitochondrion.